Messenger RNA from Hordeum vulgare subsp. vulgare (domesticated barley), 855 nucleotides. RefSeq names its product aquaporin NIP3-1-like. The record is from RefSeq and is a predicted model, not a curated record. NCBI's taxonomy places the organism in Eukaryota, Viridiplantae, Streptophyta, Magnoliopsida, Poales, Poaceae. Gene Ontology annotation, cellular component: membrane. Bases 1 to 855 code for a protein of 284 amino acids. Gene Ontology annotation, molecular function: channel activity. Gene Ontology annotation, biological process: transmembrane transport. The transcript has 5 exons.
AUGUCGGCUGGCAUCUCGCGCCGGCGUUUCCUCAUGUCUCCGGACGAUGAUUCGCCUGCCACCGGCGUGGUGUUUAGGUCGAUGUUCACCGAUACAGGGCUUUUUUGUAAAAUCACCUUGGUGGGUUUUCCUACGGUAGCGAUAGCCUCUUUGUUAUUAACUAGCAAAAGGCUUGGCGCGGAGUUCGUCGGCACGUUCAUCCUCAUCUUCUUCGCGACGACGGCGCCGAUCGUGAACCAGAAGUACGGCGGCGUGAUCUCGCCGUUUCGGAACGCGGCGUACGCGGGCCUGGCGGUGACGACCAUCAUCUUGUCGACGGGCCACAUCUUGGGCGCGCACCUGAACCUGUCCCUGACCAUCGCCUUCACGGCGUUCUGCCACUUCCCUUGGCUCCAGGUCCCGGCAUACGUGACCGUCCAGGUGCUGGGCUCCAUCCGCGCCGGGUUCGCGCUCAAGGGCGUCUUCCACCCGUUCCUCUCCGGCGGGGUCACCGUCCCCGACGUGGCCAUCUCCACCGCCCAGGCCCUCUUCACCGAGUUCAUCAUCACCUUCAACUUCCUCUUCGUCGUCACCGUCGUGGCCACCGACACCCGCGUGGUGGGCGAGCUCGCCGGGAUCGCGGUGGGAGCCGCCGUGACGCUCAACAUCGUCGUGGCCGGGCCGACGACGGGAGGGUCGAUGAACCCGGUGAGGACGCUGGGGCAGGCGGUGGCGGCGGGGAACUACAGACAGCUGUGGAUAUACGUGGUGGCGCCGACCCUGGGCGCGGUGUGCGGCGCCGGCAUGUACAAGCUGGUCAAGCUCAGGGACGUCAACGACGAGACGCCGCGCCCGCAGCGCAGCUUCCGACGUUGA